This is a messenger RNA of Varanus komodoensis (Komodo dragon), 1620 nucleotides long. It is a transcript of the gene TDP2, whose product is annotated as tyrosyl-DNA phosphodiesterase 2. The record is from RefSeq and is a predicted model, not a curated record. The transcript has 7 exons. Gene Ontology annotation, molecular function: protein binding; single-stranded DNA binding; 5'-tyrosyl-DNA phosphodiesterase activity. Gene Ontology annotation, biological process: double-strand break repair. Bases 171 to 1286 code for a protein of 371 amino acids. NCBI's taxonomy places the organism in Eukaryota, Metazoa, Chordata, Lepidosauria, Squamata, Varanidae. Gene Ontology annotation, cellular component: cytoplasm; PML body.
CCGGAAGCGCGCCGAAGUUUCAAGGAGCGGAUGAGAACAUCGGAAUUAGUCCUUUCUGCGCCUGCGUGAGGGUUUCGUUCGUCGGUGCGGUGGGAGGCGGUAGGUGGAGAGGUCCGUAGCGGUCGUGCGAGGGAAGGCGGCGGUGUGAGGUGUUUAGAACGGUGCGAGAAAUGGACGUGGGCAGCGCUCCGCAAGAGGAGGAACAGGCGAUCCAGGAGGAGGGGAAGCCGCAGCCUUCGCAAGAGCCUCCAGAGGACGAGGAGGAGACGCAGCAGCAAGAGCUGGAGAAAUACCGGAGGCUCCUCUGCUCAGAAUUUGCUGCCGUUAGCGGCACCGACGACGCGGUCGCGCAGCGCUUCCUUGCAGAGAACUGCUGGGAUGUGCAAAUGGCGUUGAACUCUUAUUUCGAGCCGCCCCUUAAUCAGGAGCACAUGGACGUUUCAGUUAUUGACCUUACUGAUGAUUCAGCUAGCAGUAGCACAUUGACAGUGGCUAAGAAAGAUGAGGCUUCAGGUCUACAAGAAGACGAUAACUCCUUUUCUUUAAUCACAUGGAAUAUAGAUGGCCUGGAUGCAAAUAAUCUUCAAGAAAGGAUUCGAGGAGUCUGUUCCUAUUUAGCUUUGUACAGCCCAGACGUUGUAUUUUUACAGGAGGUUAUUCCUCCAACUUUGAGUUAUCUACAGAAGAGAGCAGUCAGUUAUACAAUUAUUCCAGGUAAUUCAAUUGAUUAUUUUACUGCCAUCAUGUUAAAAAAAUCAAGAGUGAAAGUUUUGAAACAUGAAAUAAUGCCUUUCCCUACAACGGUGAUGAGGAGAAAUUUAUUAACAGUACACGCAACCAUCUCUGGUGUUGAGAUCUGCUUUAUGACCUCCCAUCUGGAAAGCACCAAGAACUUUGGUGAAGAACGCAUAAAGCAGCUGAAACUGGUUCUUGCAAAAAUGGAAGAGGUACAGGAGACCAUGACUGUGAUCUUUGGCGGAGAUACAAAUCUGAGACACAAAGAGGUUGACAAACUAGGUGGCUUACCUGACAAGGUUUUGGAUAUUUGGGAGUUUUUGGGCAAGCCCAAGCAUUGCCAUUACACCUGGGACACAAGCCAGAACACGAACCUGAAUGUAAAAUACAAGUGCAAAAUGCGGUUUGAUCGCCUGUUCCUCCGAGCUGCUUCACCUGGUGGUCAAAUUAGUCCUCAGAAUUUGGAAUUAAUUGGCCUGGAAAAACUGGACUGUGGCAGAUUUCCAAGUGAUCAUUGGGGUCUUCUGUGUAAUUUUGAGAUUUCCAAGUGAUCGUUGGGGUCUCCUGUGUAAUUUUGGUGUGGUACUUUAAAGGCCUCAUGCUAAAUAUUCCUGGGGUUUAAAUUUUAAGUUUUGCUCAGGUUUGCAUUCCCAUUACUGUAUUUAGUUUUUCAGUUGUUGUUAUAAUCCCUGCUUAAAUAACAUGGGGAAAUAUCCAGUCAUAUACUAUCAUGUUAUGUGGUCCAAAAACCCCAUGGCUAAUUCUUGUGCAAAAUUCUGUAUUUUUAUAUUCUGUAUUUUCGUACAAUUGCCCACAAGUUAGAACAGAAGUGUUAAAAUGUUCUAUUUAAACGAAAUUGUACUUAAUAAAGGUGAGUUUUAAGGA